UUGCAUCACCCAGUGUGUGUGUGCAUAUAUAUGUAGGAUACGGGAAAUAAUCCAGUUUUCACGUGUCACAGCUUGUGAGAGAACCCGUCCUAGUGUCCACGCGCUCUAUAGAUUUUAGAAGCGGACUAUUUUGUCUCAUUCAGAUCAUUAGCCCUACUCGAAGAUAUAAGCCAGCACCAUGUGUGGGAUUUGGGCCGUGUUUGGUAGUGACGAAGAUGUCUCCGUGCAGUGUAAUGCCGUCCACAAGAUCACUCAUAGAGGACCAGACGCCUUUAGGAUAGAAAACAUCAACCAUUUUCAGAACUGUUGUCUCGGCUUCCACCGAUUGGCUAUCGUUGAUGACGUCAGAGGGAUGCAGCCAAUGAGACUGUACACCCAUCCUCACAUAUGGCUGAUAUACAACGGGGAGAUCUACAACUAUAAAUCAGUUGCAAAACAACAUGACUUCCAUCUGAGUACAGACUGCGAUGGAGAGCCAAUGAUUCAUCUGUAUGACAAAUAUGGUAUUGAUUUCCCCUCCCACUUGGAUGGUGUGUUUGCCUUCUGUCUUCUCGACACGGCUAACAGGAAGGUCUUAAUUGGUCGGGACACGUUUGGAGUCCGCCCCAGCUUCAAGCUUAUCACAGACAAUGGCUUCCUAGCUGUGUGCUCUGAGGCUAAAGGUCUUUUUGGUUUGAGUCACAGCCUAACUGAUGAGGCUGCUAACAUCGUCCCCGUCGCCCCCGGUACAGUGGAACAGUUCGACCUCGACAACAACGGACGAGCCACGUCCCGGAAGAUGAAACAGUUCCACUCUAUUGGCGACAUGCCCCUGUACAAAACUCCUGUAGAUACCGACUCACUAGGAGAUGAUGUUAAGAAGAACAUCAGGGUGUUAUUUGAGACGGCCGUCCAGAAGCGUCUCAUGGCAGACAGAAGAAUAGGUUGCCUGUUGUCAGGGGGUCUCGACUCGAGUCUGGUGGCCGCAUUAUUGGUGAAGAAUGCCAAAGAACAGAAACUGCCCUACCCCAUACAGACCUUCUCUAUUGGCAUGGAGGGGAGUACAGAUAUCAUGGCGGCCAGGAAGGUUGCAAAACAUUUGGACACAGAGCAUCACGAGAUUAUAUUCACACCUGAGGAGGCUAUUGAUGUUUUAGAGGACCUAAUUCGCCAUCUCGAAACAUACGACAUUACGACCAUCAGGGCCUCAAUUGGUAUGUUCCUAGUCAGCAAGUACAUCAACGAGAAGACGGACACCGUGGUCAUCCUGUCCGGGGAGGGCUCCGACGAGCUGGCCCAAGGGUACAUCUACUUCCACAAAGCUCCAUCAGCUGAGGCUGGGGACGAGGAGAGUCGGAGACUGCUGAAGGACCUCUACAUGUACGACGUGUUGAGAGGGGACAGGACGACAGCCGCCUGGGGACUGGAGAUCCGGGUCCCCUUCCUUGACCAUCAGUUCACCAGCUACUACCUGUCCCUCCCCAACGAGGACCGCGUCCCUCAGAAGGGGAUUGAGAAGUACCUCCUCCGGUCAGCCUUUGAUGGGAUGAACCUCCUGCCCAAGGACAUCUUGUGGAGGCCCAAGGAAGCCUUCAGUGAUGGAGUGUCAUCUGUCAAGAGAUCCCUUUUUGAGGUCAUCCAAGAUUUCUGUGAUGAACAGAUCAAUGAUGACCAGCUGGAACAGUCUGCAUCACUCUACACCUUUAACACCCCCAGGACGAAGGAAGCCCUGUAUUACAGGAGGGUGUUUGAGAAGCACUACCCCACCAAGUCAGACUGGAUUCCCUAUAUGUGGAUGCCGCGUUGGAUGAACGCAACAGACCCCUCCGCCAGGACGCUCAAACAUUAUAAACAGUAGAAGUAAUCUUUAUGGAAAAAUAUAAAACGAGUAAACAUUUUGUGAACAGUGCUACGGGUACGGUUACUUAUCUCAGCUUUUAUACAUUGGUAGCUUUUCAGCAAGUUUUUGUAGAUGCGCUGGUAUUGAAGUUCAUAAUCUGUUUUUAUUUAUUGACAUAAAGUGGAACCCCAUUAAUUUGGAAAUCCCCUUUUGGGGCAAUAAUUAACAGCAUCUGUUAAAACUACAAUUAUUUUACAUUGGCAUUACUUGGUACCCUGUCUGCAAUUCCGGGAAUUGUGAAUGUCCAAAAGAUUUCAAUGUUGGUGUUCCCAAUACUGAUGUAUUGUGAAAUACAUUGCAUUGUCAGAAAUGACCUGACCCUGAUAUGCACUAAUUAAGGGUAGGUGGAAAAAAAAGGAGUGAUGUCGAAUAUGUCCUCAGCAUGGAAUGGUCUACGCCUGCCUUUCCAUAUGGCUCAAUUAGGGCUGGGACGGGUAGCCUAGGUACUCGGUCGGGUGGGUACGCUUGUUACAAACUACAGAUAUGUCUCAAUAUAUUUCACUGCCUCAUCGGACUUCUGAGUUUUUUCAUAUAAAACCAUAUUUUCUCUGAAUAAUUCUGGGGAAAGGAUAUGUACAAGAAAAUUAUGGAGUUACCUUUUGCUUUUUGAUUGAGUUCAUUGAAGAAAUAUGUUGAAUUGCAUCUUCAAUUACCCAUCUCCAUCUCCAUUCUAUUACAUACUACUCAGCAUUUGCUAAGGACCAAGAUAGUCACCUAUGUUCAGAGCUGUGGUCCUCCGCAAACUUAAUAGGCUUAAACAAAAUAAAAGAAUUGGUUCUCAGACAAUGUUUUUUGAAAAUAAAGUGCAGGCGGUAUGUCUAGUACUAGUAUGUCACCAAUAAACAGUUCUUUAAUCAAUAAUCAGUUGUGAACAAUCAACCUGGGAAAGGGCCUCCCUUUAUAAAUGUAUUCCUUGAUAAGUAAAAUACUGGAAUACAGUGUUUUUUUUAAAUGGAAAUAAAAUGAAAUGUGCGGCAAACUUUAUGAUGCGAGAACCAAGACUAUAAUUGUUUUUUAGCCUAAUCAUAUCAGAGUGGAUAUCAAAGAGGAUGUUAGAUAUGUUAUUGUCAUUGAAUUACUGGCACAGGUGAAAGAGUGAGUAUGGCUUUAGCAUAUCAAGCAGGGCACAGGGGAGACACCAAAAAGGGCUUCACAUACUGACCCGUGUGAGACAUAGGCAAAAGAACGCUCAUGGCACAUCACUCCCAACUCGCUUGGUAACUUUGAAGUUCUUUCAUUUUUCAUGACUUUUUGGAACAUGAAUCUGACUGUUGUUCUUGGGAUUUAUAGAUUGAGAAAUAAAUAUGAAAGAUCUGAGUGUUUCAAA
Messenger RNA from Haliotis rufescens (red abalone), 3206 nucleotides. Its product is annotated as asparagine synthetase [glutamine-hydrolyzing]-like. The record is from RefSeq and is a predicted model, not a curated record. The transcript is spliced from 10 exons. Gene Ontology annotation, molecular function: asparagine synthase (glutamine-hydrolyzing) activity. Gene Ontology annotation, cellular component: cytosol. Lineage: Eukaryota; Metazoa; Mollusca; Gastropoda; Lepetellida; Haliotidae. The coding region runs from base 179 to 1837 and encodes 552 amino acids.